This is a messenger RNA of Drosophila busckii, 3294 nucleotides long. Its product is annotated as integrin alpha-PS3-like. Gene Ontology annotation, molecular function: integrin binding. Lineage: Eukaryota; Metazoa; Arthropoda; Insecta; Diptera; Drosophilidae. Gene Ontology annotation, cellular component: external side of plasma membrane; integrin complex. The record is from RefSeq and is a predicted model, not a curated record. Gene Ontology annotation, biological process: cell-matrix adhesion; cell adhesion mediated by integrin; cell-cell adhesion.
AUGUGCCGCUGUGUGUUAGUGUUGCUGCUGGCAGUGCUGCUGCCACGCCCACCACUGCACACCGUCAACGCCUUUAACUUGUCGCCACGCCCGAAUUCUGUCAUACGCCCGCCGCAGCAUCUGAAAUUUUAUUUACCACAAGUGCGCAGCUCCUACUUUGGUUAUACAAUGGUCAUGCGACCCACCAGCAUUAUUGUAGGUGCACCACAGGCCCAGUCCACAUUGAUAGGGCAAAGCAAUGUCAACGAAACGGGCGCCAUUUACAAAUGCUCACUGCCCAGCGGCAGCUGCAAUCCGUAUGUGUUUGAAGAACAUGGCAAUAUCAACAUUAAUAGGAACAGAUACACCUCGGACUUUGAGCUUCGUGACUAUCAGUGGCUGGGUGGUGCCAUGGAUGGCGGCACGAAGGACACGGACAAGCUGCUGGUCUGUGCGCCCAAGUUUAUAGUGUCUUCUAGAAAAUAUUAUCAAAUGAAUGGCAUAUGCUAUUGGAUAGCCGACACUCUUGCGGAUCAGCCGCAGAACAUAACUAAGAUCUUACCGCUGCGUCUUAAGUCAGAUCAAGUAAAGGAAGGCAGAAUUUAUUUCUACCUGAUGGCCGAGCAGGGAUUUAGCGCACAUAUUACUGAUGACAGGAGGAAAUGCUUAUUGGGUGCGCCCGGCGUAUUCAACUGGUGUGGCUCAGUUGUACGUCUGCGCAAGGUCAGCCCCAGUGGAGGACCUUCCACAAGUCGCAAAGUGGGUGGCAAUACCGUUGAGUAUGAUACCUAUAAAACCAGUAUACCUAAUCCACAACGCUGGAAUCAGGAAGGUGACUCAUACUUUUGGUUAUGCCCUAGCUCUGGCUACUUUGAUAGCCAAGAUCGCAAGCGUUUGCUCUAUGUGGCCACCGCUCCACAGUCUGGCGAGGGUUACAUCUUCGACAUACUCGGCAACUCCAUUGACAAGUGGCACGUGUUCCGAGGCGGACAGUUCGGAGAGUACUUUGGCUACUCCGUGCUGGCGGAGGAUCUCAACGGCGAUAAUCUCACCGAUCUAAUUAUAUCAGCGCCCCAGCACUCGUUCGAGGACUCACAUGACAAUGGCGCCAUUUACGUCUUCAUCAACAAGGGCAGAUUUAAUUUCGAGUCCAAGCUGCUGCGCAGUCCGCUGCCGAAUGUGGCCAAGGCACGUUUCGGCACCACGCUGACGCGACUGGGCGACAUUAAUCACGACGGCUUUAACGAUAUUGCCGUUGGAGCGCCUUUUGCUGGCAAUGGAUCCGUGUUCAUUUAUCUGGGCAGCGAGCUAGGACUGCGGAAUCAGCCCAGCCAGCGCUUGGAUUCGCCACUGCAGCAGGCAUCGAAGUAUGGCGAGCAUAUGUUUGGACACGGCUUGUCUCGUGGCUCGGACAUCGACGCAAAUGGAUUCAAUGACUUUGCUGUGGGCGCACCCAAUGCUGAGGCUUUGUUCAUCUAUCGCGCUUAUCCUGUGGUCAAGCUGCUGGCCAGCGUGCGCUCCCAGAGUCGCGAGAUCAAACCGAUCCAGAAUCGCGUGCAGAUUACAGCCUGCUAUGGACUCACUACCACCUCGAAAGGCCAGCUGCUCCAGCAGCAGGACAUGGCCAUGCGGAUUGUCAUUGAUGCGCAGCUGAAGCGCGCCAAGUUUGUUUCGACGCAGUCCAAUGAGCUCAGCUUCAAUGCCGUCGCAGGCAUGACUCAACAGUGUCGUGUCGUUGAGGUCGAGGUGCGCUACAGCGAGAAGGAUAUAUUCCAGCCCAUCGAACUGGAAAUGCACUAUGAGCUCACCAAGAAGGUGCCAGACUCUGAGGAAUUCUGCGAAACCUGCGUGGCUGUGGAUCCGGCUGACCCCAAGGUCUACUCGGAGAAAAUCAUUUUCAGCACCGGCUGUGCCACUGACAUUUGCAUAGCCGAUCUGCAGCUCAGUGGCAAGGAUAUGAGUCCCAGCUAUAUCUUGGGUAGCAGCAAAACGUUGCGCAUGACCUACGAGGUGACCAACCAAGGAGAGACCGCCUAUCUGCCCCAGCUCAAUGUCACUAGCUCGAGUCGUCUGAACUUUGCGCAAACUCCUGGAACCUGCAAUGUCUUCGAGGCUGUUAUGGUCUGCGAUCUGAACCGUGGACGUCCGUUGAUGAAGGGCGAUAAGGAUAGCGUGACCAUAAGCUUUGAUGUCAGCGCUCUUACGGGCAGUGCCUUGACUAUUAAUGCGGAGGUGUUCAGCACAGGCCAGGAGAGGAAUCCAUUGGACAACAAGCUCAUUAGCUUAAUAGCGCUCCAGCAAUACACGGAAAUUGAUGCCUCUGGUGGCCAAACUAAUGGUGCCAUCGACUUGGAGCACUACAAGAACUCGGCGGAGAUCAUAAACAAUUACGAGAUCAAGAGCAAUGGCCCCAGCACAGUGGAUGCCUUGGAACUGGUCUUCCAUAUACCCGUGGCUUAUAAAAUUGCAGGCUCAACAGCAAUUAUUCCCAUCAUCAAUGUGAGCAAUCUCACCAUGCAGGCCACAUAUGAUGCCCAGCUGGUGGCCAUUGAGCUGCUCGAUCAGAACAACACGCAGCUUAUUCUGAAUCCCAUUGAGGUGCCCACGAGUCGCAUCGGCUAUGAUGAGGAGCAUGCGGUCAUGACGCAGAAUGGCGAGCACUACGACAUCAGCACCAGUGGCCAUGUGCAUGAGCACCUGCAAAUCUUGGACACGGACUCAGUGGCGACGGCUUCAAUGUCUCGCAAGCGACGCGAUCUUAAAGCUUUGACUGCCAAUCGUGAGCAAUAUGCGCGCAUUUCCAAUAUCAAAGCACAUGAGUUGCUCAGCGAUGAUUUGAAGGGCAAGUUGCCUGUGAAUCGCACCAUUGUGUUCAACUGCAAGGAUCCGGAAAUGACCAUUUGCCUGCGUGCCGUGAUGCGUAUCUAUAACUUUAAGCCGGAGAAGCCAGUGAAUCUUAACAUGUGCUUCAGCGUGGAUCUCAAUGAAGUCAACGCCAUUCUCAUUGAUCCUUGGGAGUUCUUUGCAAUACUCAUCGAUCUAAAUGUGCGCAAGGAGGGCGAUCCAAAGGAUUUGACGCUGGCGAUCACGCGCCAGAUUGAGCCAAAUGUUAUAUACAAGCAUUUGGCAACCAGUUUGCCCAUAUGGAUUGUCAUGGUCUCUGUGCUGGGUGGUCUCUUGCAGCUGGCAGCCAUCACCUAUGGCAUGUAUAAGGCGGGCUUCUUUAGGCGCGCCAAGAAGGAAGAGCUGGACAAGCUGGUGCAACAAUGUCCAGUUAAGCCCGACGCUGAAACCUUGAACAGCGGCGACAAUUAA